Molecule: messenger RNA, 930 nt
Organism: Chinchilla lanigera (long-tailed chinchilla)
Lineage: Eukaryota; Metazoa; Chordata; Mammalia; Rodentia; Chinchillidae
Product: olfactory receptor 5L1-like
Exons: 1
Coding region: 1-930 (309 amino acids)
Biological process (GO): sensory perception of smell; G protein-coupled receptor signaling pathway
Cellular component (GO): membrane
Molecular function (GO): odorant binding; G protein-coupled receptor activity; olfactory receptor activity
Source: RefSeq, a predicted model, not a curated record
AUGGGAGAGCAAAAUUGUACAACAGUGAUGGAGUUCGUUCUCCUCGGGCUAGCAGAUGUCCCUGAGCUGAGACUCCUCCUCUUCCUGGUGUUCCUUCUCAUCUAUGGCGUCACUGUCUUGGCCAACCUGGGCAUGGCGGCCCUGAUUCAGGUCAGCUCCCAACUUCACACCCCCAUGUACUUCUUCCUCAGCCACUUGGCCUUUGUGGAUUUCUGCUACUCCUCUGUCAUCGUGCCAAAGAUGCUGGCUAAUACCAUAAACGAUGACAAAACCAUCUCCUUCCCAGCAUGCAGAAUACAAUUCUUUUUGUUUUGUACAUGUGUGGUCACUGAAGUCUUCCUGCUGGCUGUGAUGGCCUAUGACCGCUUUGUGGCCAUCUGUAACCCACUGCUGUACAUGGUCAUCAUGUCCCGGAAGCUCCAAGCAGAGCUGGUUUCUCUCUGCUACCUCUGUGCAUCUGUGUGUUCUCUGAUUCACCUGUGCUUAGCUAUGGAGGUCCAAUCCUACAAGUCCAAUGUGAUCAACCACUUCUUCUGCGACCUGCCCCCUCUCUUAAGCAUUGCUUGCUCUGAUGUCACCGUGAAUGAGGUGCUGCUGUUCAUCGUGGCCACGUUCAAUGAGACCCUUACCGUUGCGAUCAUCCUCACCUCCUACUUGCUCAUUCUCAUCACCAUCCUGAGGAUGCGCUCGGCAGAGGGACGGCGCAAAGCAUUUUCCACCUGCGCCUCCCACCUCGCAGCCAUCACUGUCUUCCAUGGAACAAUCCUUUCCAUUUAUUGCCGGCCCGCCUCAGGUGACAUUCAGGAGGCUGACAAAGUGGCCACGGUGUUCUACACUGUUGUGAUUCCCAUGCUGAACCCUCUGAUCUAUAGUCUGAGAAACAAGGAUGUCAAAGAAGCUCUCAGAAAAUGUGUCAGCUCCAGAAUAUAA